GACUUAACUGUACAUUAUAAGUUAUUAAUUCUUUUAAGUUUCACAUAUAAAUCAUUCUAUUCAGCUAAGAUGCAUUUGAUGUACACUACUGGCCCAGACGGCAAGAGAAUUUAUACCUUAAAAAAGACUACUGAAGAAGGUGAAAUCACUAAAUCUGCUCAUCCAGCUAGAUUUUCACCAGAUGAUAAGUACUCCAGACAAAGAGUCACUUUGAAAAAGAGAUUUGGUUUAUUACCAACUCAAAACUAAAUAUGUUGAUCCAUUAUAUUUACUUGAAUUAGUGGACUGAUUAGUAAAAGCUAGAAAUAAAUUGCCAUAUACUUAGGUGAUUCCCCAGAAUUUGAUAAUUACUAUAUUACAUCUAUAUGCUAAUGUAUCAAUAGUUUUAUAUUAUUUUCACCAUUUAUCACACAUUUUACAUCCAAUUAAAGAUUUCAAAAUGCUGUUACUAUCAUGCUGAUUUUUUUACAGAUAUAUUUCAUCAUCAUUAUAUUUUUUUGUUUAUUCUUCUUCAUACGAAGAAUUCAUGUGUACCAUAUAUAUAUAUUUACCAUCCGUAUACAAUGUACGACAGUUUAACCUUAGGAAU
Messenger RNA from Scheffersomyces amazonensis, 589 nucleotides. It is a transcript of the gene NOP10, whose product is annotated as snoRNP complex protein. The record is from RefSeq and is a predicted model, not a curated record. The transcript has a single exon. Bases 70 to 249 code for a protein of 59 amino acids. Lineage: Eukaryota; Fungi; Ascomycota; Pichiomycetes; Serinales; Debaryomycetaceae. Gene Ontology annotation, biological process: snRNA pseudouridine synthesis; rRNA pseudouridine synthesis; ribosome biogenesis. Gene Ontology annotation, cellular component: box H/ACA snoRNP complex. Gene Ontology annotation, molecular function: snoRNA binding; telomerase RNA binding.